Molecule: messenger RNA, 1925 nt
Organism: Notolabrus celidotus (New Zealand spotty)
Lineage: Eukaryota; Metazoa; Chordata; Actinopteri; Labriformes; Labridae
Gene: chst13
Product: carbohydrate sulfotransferase 11
Exons: 3
Coding region: 493-1512 (339 amino acids)
Biological process (GO): carbohydrate biosynthetic process; proteoglycan biosynthetic process
Cellular component (GO): membrane
Molecular function (GO): sulfotransferase activity
Source: RefSeq, a predicted model, not a curated record
UACAGGUAGAGGAUCAGACUUGAUUAUAUCACCCAGCACCCUGCACACAGACCUCCGUAUGGGGAGACAGGGGUUAAAGACACAGCCCAGGGUUUGGGGAGACGCUGUAGGGGUAGGCUGUGAGACCCCCCCUUAAACAAACAGACUGGUGGCCUCUGCUCGGAUUAGACCGUCAGAAACCCAGACUGUCCCACUUUCCCUGCACGAGGACACCGGCAGCGGUACGUGGACUACAGUGGACCGGUGGAGUCUGCAGCCCGGCUCGCCUGAGUCCUUCCUCUCCCUCUUCUUCCUCCUCUUGUUCAGCGCCAGGAAUCAAAGACGAGACACAAGGAUGAAUGGGGAGACCCGGGUCUGCAGAGGUCAGCGAGCCGGAUCGGUGCUCUCCUCGGUGAUAAAGUAGACUCUGAGGCCCGAGAAGACCGGGUUUCUCUCGCAUGCAUACUGGAGGAAGGAAAGGACUGUGUUCUGGGGCAAGUCCAAAGACUCAGGAUGAGGAGCCCCAGAGUCAACGGGAUGGUUUUUGCCUUAUGUCUUGGAUGUUUCAUUAUGGUCCUCCUGUACUUCAACAGCAGUCUCAAGCUGGCCUCAGAGCCCCUCAGCGAGCGGAGCAGCGGGCAGAAGUCGAGGAGGAGUCCUCUGCAGACACUUUAUGAUGGAGACCAGGUUGAGUCAGCGGUCCAGGCAAUCCAUCAGGGUCGACGGGAGGUGUUGGAAGAAGCCUGCCGCUCCUACACCCGUAAACGCAGAGUUCUCAUCCCGGAGGACCUGAAGCACAUCAUCGUGGACGACCAGCAUGGACUGCUGUACUGCUACGUCCCCAAAGUGGCCUGCACCAACUGGAAGCGGGUGCUCAUGGUGCUGACAGGUGUAGCCGGGUCCCACCAAGACCCUCUAGAAAUCCCUGCCAACGAGGCCCACGUUGCAGGAAACCUCCGCACCCUGUCAGAGUACUCCACCUCUCAGAUCAACCAGCGCCUGCGCUCCUACCUGAAGUUUGUGUUCGUGCGUGAGCCCUUUGAGCGGCUGGUGUCCGCAUACCGCAACAAGUUCACACGGAGCUACAACACAGCUUUUCAUAAACGAUACGGCACAAAGAUUGUGCAGCGGCACAGGCCAAACCCCCAGGCUGAGGCUCUGGAGAGAGGGAACGAUGUCUCCUUUGAGGAGUUUGUGUAUUACCUGGUGGACCCGGCCACUCAGCGAGAAGAGCCCUUUAACGAGCACUGGGAGCGGGUGCACUCACUGUGCCACCCCUGCCUCAUCCACUACGAUGUCGUGGGGAAGUACGAGACGCUGGAGCAGGACUCCCGCUAUGUGCUUCAGCUGGCCGGGGCGGAGAGCCAGGUCAGCUUCCCCACCUCAUCCAAAAGCACAAGGACUACAGGAGACAUGGCGGCCCAGUUCUUCAACAACAUUAGCCCCUUCUACCAGAAAAAGCUGUAUAACCUCUAUCGCAUGGACUUCCUGCUCUUCAACUACUCUGUUCCAGCUUACCUCAAGUUUAGAUGAGGCUGGGACCCAACUUGAACGUGUGGAGCCAGAACUCUGUUUUUGAGUGUCUUUUUGAAGGCCGUACGAUGGACCACUGAAAAAAAUAACUGUGCUAGUUGAACUCUGAAGUGACGUAAUUACUGUUAACAGUCUGGUGAAUGUUCUCGCACAAACAGGAUGUGAAGGAGAUCCAUCUAACAUUUUACUGUAAACAGUGACUGGGUAGGUUUGGUCACUGCCUCUGAGUGAAUUUGAUUCAGCCUCUGGUGUAUCUUUGGUUUCCUGCUGUUAAACUGUCAUGUAUGAGAUGUAAUCUGCAGCAGCAACGUGUCAGUGUUACGGCCAAAUUCCACCAGAUCCGUGUCCGGUCCGUCUCUGAUCUGUCAUGGCACCGGAUCUGAUAGAUUUCUAUUCCAGUCAAAAUCUAAACU